Messenger RNA from Doryrhamphus excisus (bluestripe pipefish), 14607 nucleotides. NCBI's taxonomy places the organism in Eukaryota, Metazoa, Chordata, Actinopteri, Syngnathiformes, Syngnathidae. The record is from RefSeq and is a predicted model, not a curated record.
UGAGGUUCAUGGCUGGUUCUAUCCUGACUUCAUGUGACUUUAACAACGAAAACCAACCAUUCUGCCAGUUCCGUCAGGACUCGACAGACGACGGCGACUGGACCCGACACAGGGGUCCAACCCCGUCGGAUGGCACAGGUCCCCAAGGAGACUACCCCGAUGGAAAGGGAUUUUACAUCUACCACGAGUGUGACAAUGUGGCAAACAACCGUAAAGUUCGUCUGCUCAGUCCUGCGCUCUCAAUGGCGGCUUCCGAGAUCUGUGUCCAAUUCCGGUACUACAUGUACGGCUCUGACAGUAACAACACGCUGAGGGUUCUGGCAGUGACUUCGGGUACACAGUCUGAGGUGUGGCAUAAGACCGGUUUCCAGAGUCCAUCCUGGCUGGAGGGCACCGCCACAGUAUCCAAAGCACCCAGCGAUGCGAUCACUAUUGCGUUUGAGGCUCAGAGAGGCUCCAGCUCUUCCUGUGACACAGCGCUGGAUAACAUCGUGAUCAUGGAAGGAGCAUGUCCCACUUGCGUUUCAGGCUGUGACUUCGACAUUCUGGAUGAACUCUGUGGGUGGUCCACUCACACAGACGACCCAGCCGUAUUCGGUUUCGAGCAGUGGGUCGGCCCGGGACAGACCGUAGGAACUGGACCUGAUAAUGACUUCUCCAAGCCUGGCUUUGGAGCCUACAUGCUGAUGAGUUCUCAGGAUGCGAUCCCUGGAGAUCAGGGUCAAAUAAGAAGUCCUGUCAUCACUCCUUCUUCCGGAUGCCUGGAUCUCACAUUUCAUUACUACCUGUAUGGCACCAGUGCAAACGUGGAGAUCAGCGUUCACACCAUUAAUGAGGGCGGAAACCCCGGACCUGCUAUCUUCACCGUAAGGGGGAACAAGGGUCAAGCCUGGAUGCCCGCAGAAGUGCGCUACCUCGGAACCACAGCCGUCCAGUUUGUUAUUGUGGGUACCUUUGGAGAGACCUCUCUGACUGAUAUUGCUGUGGAUGCUGUGUGUGUCACUGCCUGUCAAGGUCUGCUAACUACGCCACCACCAACGGGGGCUACUCCAACACCAACUCCGGGAGUGACGACACCGACACCUACAACUCCAAGAACUACAACUGCAGAACCAAUCCAGUGCCCUCCCAAUGCAGAAUACAUAGAAUGUGGUCCGGCUUGUAUCCCCACCUGCAUGGAGCCUUCCAGCAACUGCAGUGGCUCCUGCAUCACUGGCUGCUUUUGCAAACCAGGUUUUGUCUUCAAGGGAAAACAUUGCGUGCCGCUGGAGAAAUGCGGUUGCUUGGAUGACCACAACAACUAUUACGAGCCUGGAGAGAUCGUAUUUGGAGACGGCUGUUCAAAGCUUUGUCGCUGUGCAGGGAACUACACUUUGGAAUGUGUGGACAACUCCUGUGAUCCCACUGAGGAGUGUCGUGAGGUUAAUGGUGUUGCAGGAUGCUACCCUAAAGGUACAUCGUCAUGCAUAGCUUCUGGAGAUCCGCACUACACAACCUUCGACAAACGCAAGUACAACUUCAUGGGCAACUGCAGUUACAUGAUGGCCGGAACCUGCAACGUAUCGUCUUUGCCAAACUUUGUCGUUUACGCUGACAACGAAAACCGCUACAAUAGACCCACCAUCUCCUACGUGAAGGCGGUUCAUGUGUUCGUAGAGGCCGGUGGGGUCUCUAUCUUGAAAGGAGGCACUGUGCAAGUAAAUGGCAUCAAGGUCAACCUGCCGCUGAGUCCGUUUCCAGGUGUCUCAGUGUUCAAAUCAGGGAAGCACUACACUGUGUCCUUGGAUUUUGGUGUGACAGUGCGCUAUGACGGAAACCACUUUAUGGACAUUAAAUUGAUUAAAGACUAUAAGGGUUUAGUGUGCGGACUGUGUGGAGAUUAUAAUGGAGACCCCAAAGAUGACUUCCUCACGUCCAAUUUCACUUUGACUGAAGAUCCCAACGAGUUUGGACACAGCUGGAACAUUGAUCCAAAGUGUAACACAAAACCCAACACCACUAUUCCUGGAUGUGAGGAAGAGGAGCAGAACCUGUAUGAAAGUUCAGGAUAUUGUGGUGUUCUUUUGGACAAAAAUGGUCCUUUUGCUGUGUGCCAUCCCAAAGUCAAUCCCAAUAAUUACUUCAAAGACUGUGUCUAUGAUCUUUGUGAGCUGGACGGUGCAACGUUCAUUUUGUGUGAAGCCAUCGAAGCCUAUGUCAACGAGUGCCAGUACCGCGGGGUCCAAAUCGGACCCUGGAGGAACCAAACCUUCUGUCCUUGGAGCUGCCCACCCAACAGCCAUUAUGAGCCCUGCGCGGACCCCUGUCAGGAAACGUGCUCUGGGAGACCCCCUGCCUGCAGUGGACCAUGCACCGAGUCCUGUGUCUGUGAUCCGGGCUUCAUCGUAAGUGCUGGAAAAUGCGUGGACAACAGUUCCUGUGGCUGCCAACACACCAACGGCCAGUAUUACCAGCCGGGUGAGGAGUUCUAUGUUGACGGCUGUACUCAGAAGUGUCGAUGUGAACCUCCCUCCAUUUCCUGUAAGCCAUAUCAGUGCCCCCCAAUGCACCACUGUGUGGUCCAGGAUGGAAUUCCAGGCUGCUAUCCCACAGGAACACCGGGACCAACAACUCCAAGACCAACGACACCAAAGCCAAUCCAGUGCCCUCCCAAUGCAGAAUACAUAGAAUGUGGUCCGGCUUGUAUCCCCACCUGCAUGGAGCCUUCCAGCAACUGCAGUGGAUCCUGCAUCACUGGCUGCUUUUGCAAACCAGGUUUUGUCUUCAAGGGAAAACAUUGCGUGCCGCUGGAGAAAUGCGGUUGCUUGGAUGACCACAACAACUAUUACGAGCCUGGAGAGAUCGUAUUUGGAGACGGCUGUUCAAAGCUUUGUCGCUGUGCAGGGAACUACACUUUGGAAUGUGUGGAUAACUCCUGUGAUCCCACUGAGGAGUGUCGUGAGGUUAAUGGUGUUGCAGGAUGCUACCCUAAAGGUACAUCGUCAUGCAUAGCUUCUGGUGAUCCGCACUACACAACCUUCGACAAACGCAAGUACAACUUCAUGGGCAACUGCAGUUACGUGAUGGCUGGAAUCUGCAACAUAUCGUCAGCUUUGCCACCUUUUGAGGUCCAUGCUGACAACGAAAACCGCUACAACCGGCCUACCAUCUCCUACGUGAAGGCGGUUCAUGUGUUUGUUUUGUAUCCCAAUGGGGUCUCCUCCAGCUUCCAGUGGGGCACCGUUCAUAAGGUCUCCAUCUUCAAAGGAGGCACUGUACAUGUAAAUGGCAUCAAAGUCAACCUGCCACUGAGUCCGUUUCCAGGCGUCUCUGUGUUCAAAUCAGGGAAGCACUACACUGUGUCCUUGGAUUUUGGUGUGACAGUGCGCUACGACGGAAACCACUUUAUGGACAUUAAAGUGAUUAAAGACUACAAGAACUUACUGUGUGGACUGUGUGGAAAUUACAACGGGGACACCAAAGAUGACUUCCGCACCCCUAGUGGGUCGUUGACCAAUGAUCCCAACGAGUUUGGAAACAGCUGGAAUGUUGAUCCAGAGUGUAACACUAAACCCAACACCACUAUUCCUGGAUGUGAGGAAGAUGAGCAGAACCUGUAUGAAAGUUCAGGAUAUUGUGGCGUUCUGUUGGACAAAAAUGGUCCAUUUGCCAUCUGCCACCCCAAAGUUAACCCCAAUAAUUACUUCAAGGAUUGCGUCUUCGAUCUCUGUGAGCUGGAUGGCGCUGCGUCCAUUCUGUGUGAAGCCAUCGAAGCCUACGCAAACGAGUGCCAGGAUCGCGGGGUCCAGAUCGGACCCUGGAGGAAUGAGAGCUUCUGUCCUUUGAGCUGCCCACCCAACAGCCAUUAUGAGCCCUGCGCGGACCCCUGUCAGGAAACGUGCUCUGGAAGACCCCCUGCCUGCAGCGGACCAUGCACCGAGUCCUGCGUCUGCGAUCCUGGCUACAUCCUGAGUGCUGGAAAAUGCGUGAACAAGAGCUCCUGUGGCUGCCAACACACCAACGGCCAGUAUUACCAGCCUGGAGAAGAGUUCUACACUGAGAACUGUACAGAGCAGUGUAGAUGUGUAGCCCCCGUUGUUGUCUGUGAGCCAUCUGGAUGCCCUCCAACACACGAAUGUCAAGUCCAGGAGGGAGAGUUGGGCUGCUAUCCCACAGGAUCAACUACACCUGAACCAACAAGUCCCGGAGUGACUUCACCCGAACCUUCAACUCCAAGACCAACUACACCAAAACCAAUCCAGUGCCCUCCCAAUGCAGAAUACAUAGAAUGUGGUCCGGCUUGUAUCCCCACCUGCAUGGAGCCUUCCAGCAACUGCAGUGGCUCCUGCAUCACUGGCUGCUUUUGCAAACCAGGUUUUGUCUUCAAGGGAAAACAUUGCGUGCCGCUGGAGAAAUGCGGUUGCUUGGAUGACCACAACAACUAUUACGAGCCUGGAGAGAUCGUAUUUGGAGACGGCUGUUCAAAGCUUUGUCGCUGUGCAGGGAACUACACUUUGGAAUGUGUGGAUAACUCCUGUGAUCCCACUGAGGAGUGCCGUGAGGUUAAUGGUGUUGCAGGAUGCUACCCUAAAGGUACAUCGUCAUGCAUAGCUUCUGGCGAUCCGCACUACACAACCUUCGACAAACGCAAGUACAACUUCAUGGGCAACUGCAGUUACGUGAUGGCCGGAAUCUGCAACAUAUCGUCAGCGUUGCCAUUUUUUGAGGUCCAUGCUGACAACGAAAACCGCUACAACCGGCCUACCAUCUCCUACGUGAAGGCGGUUCAUGUGUUUGUUUUGCAUCCCAAUGGGGUCUCCUCCAGCUUCCAGUCGGGCACCGUUCAUAAGGUCUCCAUCUUCAAAGGAGGCACCGUACAUGUAAAUGGCAUCAAAGUCAACCUGCCACUGAGUCCGUUUCCAGGUGUCUCUGUGUUCAAAUCAGGGAAGCACUACACUGUGUCCUUGGAUUUUGGUGUGACAGUGCGCUACGACGGAAACCACUUUAUGGACAUUAAAGUGAUUAAAGACUACAAGAACUUACUGUGUGGACUGUGUGGAAAUUACAACGGGGACACCAAAGAUGACUUCCGCACCCCUAGUGGGUCGUUGACCAAUGAUCCCAACGAGUUUGGAAACAGCUGGAAUGUUGAUCCAGAGUGUAACACUAAACCCAACACCACUAUUCCUGGAUGUGAGGAAGAUGAGCAGAACCUGUAUGAAAGUUCAGGAUAUUGUGGCGUUCUGUUGGACAAAAAUGGUCCAUUUGCCGUCUGCCACCCCAAAGUAAACCCCAAUAAUUACUUCAAGGAUUGCGUCUUCGAUCUCUGUGAGCUGGAUGGCGCUGCAUCCAUCCUGUGCGAAGCCAUCGAAGCCUACGCCAACGAGUGCCAGGAUCGCGGGGUCCAGAUCGGACCCUGGAGGAAUGAGAGCUUCUGUCCUUUGAGCUGCCCACCCAACAGCCAUUAUGAGCCCUGCGCGGACCCCUGUCAGGAAACGUGCUCUGGAAGACCCCCUGCCUGCAGCGGACCAUGCACCGAGUCCUGCGUCUGCGAUCCUGGCUACAUCCUGAGUGCUGGAAAAUGCGUGAACAAGAACUCCUGUGGCUGCCAACACACCAAUGGCCAGUAUUACCAGCCUGGAGAAGAGUUCUACACUGAGAACUGUACAGAGCAGUGUAGAUGUGUAGCCCCCGUUGUUGUCUGUGAGCCAUCUGGAUGCCCUCCAACACACGAAUGUCAAGUCCAGGAGGGAGAGUUGGGCUGCUAUCCCACAGGAUCAACUACACCUGAACCAACAAGUCCCGGAGUGACUUCACCCGAACCUUCAACUCCAAGACCAACUACACCGAAACCAAUCCAGUGCCCUCCCAAUGCAGAAUACAUAGAAUGUGGUCCGGCUUGUAUCCCCACCUGCAUGGAGCCUUCCAGCAACUGCAGUGGCUCCUGCAUCACUGGCUGCUUUUGCAAACCAGGUUUUGUCUUCAAGGGAAAACAUUGCGUGCCGCUGGAGAAAUGCGGUUGCUUGGAUGACCACAACAACUAUUACGAGCCUGGAGAGAUCGUAUUUGGAGACGGCUGUUCAAAGCUUUGUCGCUGUGCAGGGAACUACACUUUGGAAUGUGUGGAUAACUCCUGUGAUCCCACUGAGGAGUGUCGUGAGGUUAAUGGUGUUGCAGGAUGCUACCCUAAAGGUACAUCGUCAUGCAUAGCUUCUGGCGAUCCGCACUACACAACCUUCGACAAACGCAAGUUCAACUUCAUGGGCAACUGCAGUUACGUGAUGGCUGGAAUCUGCAACGUAUCGUCAGCGUUGCCAUUUUUUGAGGUCCAUGCUGACAACGAAAACCGCUACAACCGGCCUACCAUCUCCUACGUGAAGGCGGUUCAUGUGUUUGUUUUGUAUCCCAAUGGGGUCUCCUCCAGCUUCCAGUCGGGCACCGUUCAUAAGGUCUCCAUCUUCAAAGGAGGCACUGUACAUGUAAAUGGCAUCAAAGUCAACCUGCCGCUGAGUCCGUUUCCAGGUGUCUCUGUGUUCAAAUCAGGGAAGCACUACACUGUGUCCUUGGAUUUUGGUGUGACAGUGCGCUACGACGGAAACCACUUUAUGGACAUUAAAGUGAUUAAAGACUACAAGAACUUACUGUGUGGACUGUGUGGAAAUUACAACGGGGACACCAAAGAUGACUUCCGCACCCCUAAUGGGUCGUUGACCAAUGAUCCCAAUGAGUUUGGAAACAGCUGGAAUGUUGAUCCAGAGUGUAACACUAAACCCAACACCACUAUUCCUGGAUGUGAGGAAGAUGAGCAGAACCUGUAUGAAAGUUCAGGAUAUUGUGGCGUUCUGUUGGACAAAAAUGGUCCAUUUGCCGUCUGCCACCCCAAAGUAAACCCCAAUAAUUACUUCAAGGAUUGCGUCUUCGAUCUCUGUGAGCUGGAUGGCGCUGCGUCCAUUCUGUGCGAAGCCAUCGAAGCCUACGCAAACGAGUGCCAGGAUCGCGGGGUCCAGAUCGGACCCUGGAGGAAUGACAGCUUCUGUCCUUUGAGCUGCCCACCCAACAGCCAUUAUGAGCCCUGCGCGGACCCCUGUCAGGAAACGUGCUCUGGAAGACCCCCUGCCUGCAGCGGACCAUGCACAGAGUCCUGCGUCUGCGAUCUUGGCUACAUCCUGAGUGCUGGAAAAUGCGUGAACGAGAGCUCCUGUGGCUGCCAACACACCAACGGCCAGUAUUACCAGCCUGGAGAAGAGUUCUACACUGAGAACUGUACAGAGCAGUGUAGAUGUGUAGCCCCCGUUGUUGUCUGUGAGCCAUCUGGAUGCCCUCCAACACAUGAGUGUCAAGUCCAGGAGGGAGAGUUGGGCUGCUAUCCCACAGGAUCAACAACUCCUCAGCCAACGACUCCUGGAGUGACUACACCAAACGCAACGACUCCGGACGUUCCUACGCCCGACGCAACGACUCCUGGAGUGACUACACCAAUCCAGUGCCCUCCCAAUGCAGACUACAUAGAAUGUGGUCCGGCUUGUAUCCCCACCUGCAUGGAGCCUUCCAGCAACUGCAGUGGCUCCUGCAUCACUGGCUGCUUUUGCAAACCAGGUUUUGUCUUCAUGGGACUACAGUGUGUGCCACUGGAAAAGUGUGGUUGCCUUGAUGACCACAACAACUACUACAAGCCUGGACAAAUCAUAUACAGAGACGGUUGCUCAAAGCUGUGCCGCUGUGUCGGGAACUACACGUUUGAAUGUGAAGACAGCUCUUGCGGUCCCACUGAGGAGUGUCGCGAGGUUAAUGGUGUCCUGGGAUGCUACUCUAAAGGUUCUGCUACAUGCAUGGCACACAGUGACCCGCACUAUACGACCUUCGACAGCCGCAAGUACAGUUUCAUGGGCAACUGCAGUUACCUGAUGUCGGCGGUCUGCAAUGUGACAACGUUACCCAACUUUGAGGUGUACGCCGACAACGAAAACCGCUAUAACAACCUCGCCAUCUCCUACGUGAAGGCUGUGCACGUGCACGUACGGCAGGUUAAGGUGUCGGUCCUCAAAGGCGGGACGGUCCAUGUGAACGGGUCCAGAGUCAACUUGCCAAUGUCUCCGGUGCCGGGUGUCUCGGUGUUCCGAUCAGGAAGACACUACACAGUGUCGAUGGAUUUUGGCGUUGAUGUGCGCUAUGAUGGCAUUCAGUUUAUGGACAUCAAAUUGAUUCAAGACUAUAAGAACCUAUUGUGCGGAAUGUGUGGCAAUUACAAUGGAAUCGCCCAAGAUGACUUCCGCAAGCCGGAUGGGUCGUUGACUGGUGACAUCAACGACUUUGGACAUAGCUGGAACGUUGAUCCAGACUGUAAGAAGCACAACAUCACUACACCCGAAUGCAACGAGGAAGACGAGAAACUGUAUGAGAGCAACGCCUACUGCGGCCUUCUAUUGGACAAGAAUGGACCUUUCGCUGUGUGUCACCCCAAAGUCAACCCCAAUACUUACUUCCAGGACUGCGUCUUUGACCUGUGCGCUCUGGAUGGCGCGCAGCCUGCUUUGUGCGAUGCCCUGGAAGCCUUUGCCGACGAGUGCCAGGACCGUGGUGUCCAAAUCGGACCCUGGAGGAACCAAACCUUCUGUCCUUUGAGCUGCCCCCCCAACAGCCAUUACCAUCCCUGCGCGGACCCCUGUCAGGAAACAUGUUCUGGAAAGCCCCCGUCUUGCGAGGGACCAUGCACCGAGUCCUGCGUGUGCAAUCCUGGCUACAUCCUGAGUGCGGGGAAAUGUGUGGACAACAGUUCCUGUGGCUGCCAACACACCAACGGCCAGUAUUACCAGCCUGGUGAGGAGUUCUACGACAGCGACUGCAAGCAGAAGUGUCGAUGCGACGCCCCCACUGUGAGCUGUAAGCCAUCUCAGUGCCCCCCAAUGCACCAGUGUUUGCUUCUGGAAGGACAACUGGGAUGCUAUCCUACCAGCUCUAAGGACUGCAUCAUCUCCGGAGAUCCGCACUACCACACAUUCGACAAGAGGUUCUACAGUUUUAUGGGCACAUGUACCUACACACUGGCUCGAACCUGCCAGAACAACACAGGUCCUUGGUUCUCAGUGGAGGGCAAGAAUGAGGAAAGAGGAGUGUCGGGGGUGUCCUACCUGAGAAAGCUCUACAUCACCGUGGAUGGAAUAACACUCACAUUAAUGAAAGCCAGGAGGACGCUGGUGAAUGGGCGCCGUGUAGCGCUACCUCAUUUGCCGUCUCCUAAGGUGACGGUCAGCAUAGCUGGUCAGUACGUCACCGUGCAGACGACCUUUGGUCUUCAAGUACGCUGGGAUGGAAAGCAUCACGCCCAAAUCUCUGUUCCCAGCUCGUACUACAACCAGAUGUGCGGCCUCUGCGGCGACUUUGACGGCAGCCCGGACAACGACUUCACCAAACCAGACGGCGCUCUGGUCACCAACGUCAACGACUUCUGCAACAGCUGGCAGACGGAAGAAGACGAGGAUGACUCAUGUUCACCAGGCACCAAACCUGAUCCCGACUGCAAUCCUGAACUUGAAGCUGAGGUGAUGAAACCGGAAAAAUGCGGCAAAAUCAAAGAUCCUGUUGGAGCAUUCCGAGAGUGCAUCGAUGUGGUCAAUCCCAGCACGUACUUCCAGAGCUGCGUGUACGACAUGUGUCAGUUUGAAGGCCAACAGCAGGUCCUGUGUGACCAACUGCAAGCCUACACUGACGCCUGUCACAGCGCUGGGGUCAACGUUUACCAGUGGAGGACGCCAGAAUUCUGCCCCUUGCAGUGUCCCGCCAACAGCUCGUACUCUCUGUGCGUAAGCUCCUGCCCAGAGACGUGUUUGGGGGUGGUGGGACCCCCCGGCUGUCAAGACGUCUGUGUGGAAGGAUGCCGAUGUGACCCUGGAUUCAUCCUCAGUGACGACAAGUGUGUGUCCCUCAAAGACUGUGGCUGUUCGGAUGCCAGUGGGACAUACCAUCCUGUGGGUGAUGAGUGGCUCUCCGAGGGCUGCAAGGAGAAGUGUCGGUGUGAAAGUGGAUCGUUGAUACAGUGCACCAACAGCAGCUGUAAAGCCAACACUGAAAGUUGUCAGCUCCACCAAGGAGAGUACCAAUGUCGCCCCCUAGGAAACGGUAUCUGUUCUGUCUCCGGAGACCCCCACUACACCACAUUUGACAAGCGGGUCCACCAUUACAUGGGGGCAUGCUCUUACACCCUGACCAAGCUCUGCAACUCUUCCAACAACUUGCCCUAUUUCACCGUGGACACCCAGAACGAGCACAGGGGGAGCAACAAGAAGGUUUCCUACGUCAGGGCUGUCGUGGUCAACGUGAACGGUUUAACGCUCAUCCUCGGCAAGGGACGCACACUCCAGGUUAACGGAUCUGUGGCGGUCCCGCCCGUCAAGGCCGCCAACGACGUCACAGUCUACCUGAGUGGCAAGUUUAUCAUCCUGGAGACACUUUUUGGAUUGAGGGUGCGAUUUGACGGCAACCACCACGCCGACGUCAGCAUUCCCACUUCCUACAGCGGGCAGCUUUGCGGAAUGUGUGGGAAUUUCAACGGGAAUCCGAAAGAUGACAACCUAAAGCCGGACAACAGUCCUGCCGCUAGCACCAAUGAGUUGGGAGACAGCUGGCAGGUUCCUGACCCUCGACCCGAUUGCAGUAACGGUGGUGGCCAGGAGGACUGUGAUCAAAAGGUGGAGGAAGACGCCAAGAAACCAACGAGCUGCGGCAUGAUCACUGACCUCGAUGGCAUCUUCAAGCUGUGUCACUCCAUCGUCCCCCCUGAGUCCUUCUUGGAAAACUGCAUAUAUGACAUGUGCGCCACAGGGGGGCAAACUGUGGCGUUGUGCCAAGCCGUGGAGAGCUACGCCGACAUGUGCGCCCUCGCGGGAGUCCCCAUCAACUGGAGGAACACCACCUUCUGCCCUCUGAAGUGCCCCCCCGGCAGUCACUACACCCACUGCGGUUCCGCGUGUCCCCAACCCAGCUGUCAGGACCCCGCAGGGCCGGGCGGUGCCUGUGAACAACCCUGCGUGGAAGGCUGCGUCUGCAACGAUGGACUCAUCCUCAGCGGUGACCAAUGUGUGCCGCUGAGCGAAUGCGGCUGCACGGACAGCAAUGGAAAAUACCGACCGGUGGGAGAUACCUGGUUUACAGAGACGGACUGCUCGGAGCGUUGUAAGUGUAACAGCAACCACAAUGUGACCUGUGAGCCGUGGCAGUGUAGCCCAGCGCAGGAAUGCAAAGUGCUGGACGGCAUCCUGGACUGCCACUCUACGGGUAAAGGAGUAUGUCACGUUGCCGGAGACCCUCACUACUACACCUUUGACGGCGUGAUGCACACCUUCAUGGGCACCUGCACAUACACUCUGGUCCAGGUAUGUAACGCUACGAGGGUAACGCCGUUCACGGUCGUGGCGAAAAACGAGGAGCGCGGUCAGCCAGAGGCGUCGUACGUUCGUUCGGUCAAAGUUUACCUCCCUCAUGAUGUGGAAAUUGAACUGCAGAAAGGCCGCAGAGUUCUGGUCAACAAGCGUCGCGUGAGAACGCCAGUUUCGGUUAGUGGCGCCAAGGUGAUAACCAGCGGCGCGUACAACCUGCUGGAUACCAACUUCGGUCUGCAAGUGAAAUUUGAUGGCGUUCAUCACCUGGAGAUCACCGUGCCUGGCGAAUACUUUGACAAGCUUUGCGGCAUGUGCGGCAACUACAACCACAACUCGUCUGACGACAACCUGAUGCCCAACACGAAACCUGCCAAGGACGUCAUUGAACUGGGCAACAGCUGGAAGGCAGACGGCGACAGUGACACUGGCUGUCAACCAGACAAACGCCCGGAUGUCCACCCCAACUGCACAGAAGAGGAGGAGAGUCAAUACGAGGACCAGUGUGCCGCUGUUAUUUUGUCCGAUGUCUUCAAGCCCUGCCACUCUGUGGUGCCCCCGGAGGCCUUCUUAGGAAACUGCGUGUAUGACAUGUGUGAGUACGACGGCAUGCAAGCCACGCUCUGCGACAACGUAGAGGCGUACGCUCAGGCUUGCCACAGCGCCGGGGUGACCAUCAGCUGGAGGAACCAAACAUUCUGUCCUUUGCCCUGCCCGCCUAACAGCCACUAUUCCGACUGCACCGCCCCCUGCCCGCCGACCUGCUCCGAUCUGUUCCCAAUCGCUUGCCACCUGCCGCCGACUGCCUGCGUGGAAGGUUGCCAGUGUGACGCCGGCUUCGUCCUCAGCGACGGCAAAUGUGUGCCGCUCAGCAAAUGUGGCUGCCUGGAUUCACUCGGAGAGUACUAUGACGUGGGAGACAUAUGGCUGACGGACAAAUGUGUUGAGAGGUGCACGUGUAACCUGGGAGGGCAGAUCACAUGCAAGAGCCACAGCUGUGAUUCCAGCUCAGUGUGCGCCCUGGACAAACAUGGGGACGUCUACUGCCAGCCUGCCAAGUUUGACAAGUGCAGCGUGUCGGGGGAUCCCCACUACCGAACGUUCGACGGUUUCACGCAUCACUUCCAGGGCCCGUACACUUACGUCCUGACUCGGGAUCACGAGCUGCCAGGCUCGCUGGAGUCGCUGACCGUACGUGGAAAGAACAUUCGACGCGGCGGAAACCAGAGGGUGUCCUUCCUGGAUCAGAUGUAUGUGGACGUUUACGGCGUGUCUGUUCGAUUCCUGCAGAGGAAGGCGGUCCUGGUGAACGGGGAGAGCGUUUCGCCUCCUCUUAGGCCAGUUGACGGAUUAACCAUCACAAUGAACUCCAGACAGGUUCAGCUCGUAACCGACUUCGGACUUACUGUGCGCUUCGACGGGAAAAGUCGCGGAGAGAUCAUUCUUCCGAGCACCUACAAGAACGUUGUGAGAGGACUGUGUGGAAACUACGACGGCAUCACCAGAAACGAGUACAUGAAGCCGGACGGGACGGUAGUCCGGGACUUGAAUGUAUUUGGAGAAAGCUGGCGAGUGAGCGACAGAUCGGUUGAGGGCCCCGAUGGCGGUGACGUCGGGAAUGUCAUACACCUUCACAGGCGAGAGGUGGACACAGAUCCUGAUUCCGGCUUUGAGACGUCCGGCUGCUCGCAGGCUGAACUGAGCGAGUACGAGGAUGUAGCUAAAUGUGGAGCUCUAGCUGAGGCUAACGGCCUGUUUGCUGCCUGCCACGCCGUCUUGGCGCCAAAAAGCUACCAGGACGACUGUGUAUAUGACCUGUGUGCUGAGCGUGGCAGUGAGGAGUUACGCUGUGCUAGCUAUGAAGCGUAUGCUGCCGCCUGUCAGGAAGCAGGAGUCACCCUGGGACCUUGGAGGCGACAACUGGCCUGUGUGUUGUCGUGUCCUGGCAACAGCAGCUAUUCAUCGUGCAUGACGCCGUGCCCCGCCUCCUGUGCAGACCUGGCGGCCCCCUCGCAGUGUGAUGUCACUUCCUGUGUGGAAGGCUGCCAGUGCAAUGCUGGCUUCGUGAUGAGCGAGGGCGUCUGUGUGCCGUACGCUCAAUGUGGCUGCAUGUUCCUUGACCGAUACUACCUGCUGAAAGAAACCUUCGUGACAGAAGACUGUUCCCAGGCGUGUGAAUGCACCACCACGGGCGCCGCCUGCCAGGACAAAAGAUGUCAGGAGGGAUACGUCUGCACCAUCUACGACUACAGACGUGACUGCCACAGAGCGAGUCCUUGCCUGAGCAACCCGUGUCUCAACGGAGGACUCUGUCAAGAGGCCAGCAACAUCUCCUACACGUGCAUCUGUACGGAGGGCUACCAAGGACUCAACUGUGAGAUUGAGAUCACACCGGGCACUGGAGGACUUGAAACCAAAUGGAUCAUCCUGAUCGCUGUGCUGAUGUCCUUGGCGGUCAUCGUGGUCGUCGUGGUGACCGUGGUGUGCGUUUGCAAAAGUGCAAAGUCACACGUUUAUGUAAUUCAGAAGCUACCGUCAUCUCACAGUAGGAACAAGAAAAGACAGGAGCAGAAUCUCAGCAUGAAGUCAACAAGUGUGCCGUAUGAAAACAUGGACGCAAAGAAAAGCGGCAACAACACGACCACCAUGUGAACACACCCGGCUGACUAACAGAAGACCUCAAGCAGCAGUCUGGUCUCAUGCACAUACAGUAGACCCCCCCACCCCCCGGUCUCCAUUCGUCCAUCUCAUUCGAUAAGACGUGAUCGUAAAGCACCAAGUGUACAGCUUAGCAAUGUAGCAUCCAGUUUGCCCCAUCAUCAUCAUCAUCAUCAUCAUCACUUUCGCCAAUGGAAUGUGUCCCUCGACAGCGCUCCAAGGUCAACCUCCAAACGUCCUCUGAUGUCCUUGUUUACGUUGACCGAGUCCUGGAGAGACUGACUGAGGCACGAAACUGCGAUGCAAUUAGCUUGUUAGCUCCCUUCAUUGCCAGCAAACAAUAGCAACUGAGUCACUUUUAUUGCAAAUGUUGAUCCCAAACUUGGAAAACGUCAAGGUCAAGCUAGGAGGGUUUGUAGAAGAAGUGAGCUGGCGUCGUGUAUGGUUGAAUAGCGGGGGAUCUACUGUACUGUACUGUAUAUGUUAACUUAUUAUAAUUACAGCCAAUCAGGUGUGUUCUACAUAAAAUGUGUAUUUUUCAUGCGUGUCUUAAAGCGUUAUGUAUUUUUUUUCCCACAAUUAAAUAAGCCACAUUCAC